AUGUUGAGCUUACAUAAAACGUGUCUGAAAGUUCAGAGAUUUGGAAUUCUUAGAAUUUUCAAUAUUUACUUAAAUCCAAAACUGAAAGCUCUUCAAAUUUAUUUUAUCAGAGAUGGAAAUAAAAUUGCUCAAACGUUCAAUCAUCGCAUUCAUAAGAAGAUCAGAUUACGUCGCUUGAGAACUUCAUCUUUCGUCAGGAAAGAAAUGAAAAUUGAAGAAAUUUCCUUCUUAUGGAAAACGAGGAAGAGUUCAUCUGAAUUUUUACGGGAAAAUCGAUGGACAUCUCAUUUCUUCUAUUGUGCCAUGAAGAAAGGAUUAUGGGUCAAGAUUAUUCUUGCUUUAAUGCGCCAUAACCCAUCAUAA
This is a messenger RNA of Clunio marinus, 363 nucleotides long. The record is from the annotation of a GenBank genome assembly. Lineage: Eukaryota; Metazoa; Arthropoda; Insecta; Diptera; Chironomidae.